Messenger RNA from Chilo suppressalis (striped riceborer), 4352 nucleotides. The record is from the annotation of a GenBank genome assembly. NCBI's taxonomy places the organism in Eukaryota, Metazoa, Arthropoda, Insecta, Lepidoptera, Crambidae.
ACGGCAUGUCAUGAGACGGCAAGCAGUCAGUAUCGUUCGUUUCGUGUUUAUCGAUUUUUUGAGUGAAGUGAACGUAGUGUUCGUGUCCUUUAGUUUAGUGACGUUUGAUAGAGAAAUAUCUGUGAAUGGGAUUGUGUAAUAAGAUAAAACGUUUAUUGGGUGUGUGAUUUUCUGUAAAGGAUGACGAAGGACAGGUUAGCGGCGCUCCAGGCGGCGCAAAGCGACGAUGACGACGUUGGGCCUGACGAUGUCAACGUCGCCGUUGAAGGCGGCUUCAUGGACGAAUUCUUCAGUGAGGUGGAAGAGAUACGAGAAAUGAUAGACAAGAUCCAAGCUAACGUCGAGGAAGUAAAGAAGAAGCACAGCGCCAUCCUAUCAGCACCGCAGUCAGAUGAAAAAACAAAGCACGAAUUAGAAGAUCUCAUGGCCGACGUUAAGAAAACUGCCAACAAAGUCAGAGGAAAAUUAAAACACAUAGAGCAGAACAUUGAACAGGAGGAGCACUCGAACAAAUCAUCCGCCGAUCUCAGGAUAAGAAAAACUCAGCACUCGACUCUGUCCCGCAAGUUUGUGGAAGUGAUGACAGAAUAUAACAGGACGCAGACGGACUACCGGGACCGCUGCAAGAACCGGAUACAGCGGCAGCUGGAGAUCACGGGACGCGCUACCACCGACGACGAGCUCGAGGAGAUGCUGGAGCAGGGCAACUCGGCCGUCUUCACCCAGGGGAUAAUAAUGGAGACGCAGCAAGCGAAGCAGACGCUGGCCGACAUCGAGGCGCGGCACGCCGACAUCAUCAAACUGGAGACCUCUAUCCGCGAGCUGCACGACAUGUUCAUGGACAUGGCGAUGCUCGUCGAGAGCCAGGGCGAAAUGAUCGACCGCAUUGAGUAUCAUGUAGAACACGCCGUUGACUAUGUCCAAACUGCCACACAAGAUACAAAGAAGGCCCUAAAAUAUCAGAGCAAAGCUCGACGGAAAAAAAUCUUCAUCAUAAUAUGCCUGUCUGUUACGCUGGUAAUAUUAAUAAUUGUGCUCGCGGUAGCGCUCUCGUAAUCAGCGCCGCCGCCCCGCUCGGCGCCCUGUGGACUAAGUUGUUUCAAUCAGUAGAUGCUGGCUACAAAACGACACACAUGAUAUUCGUCUGUAUACCAUUAACAUUAUAUUUUUUUUGUAUGGAUGUUGCUUGCCGUAUAUAAUACAGCGAUACCUACACAUUGCAUGCAACCUUGCAAACGAUCGAUGCAUUGUGACAAUAUUCUUGGCAUUACAACGGUGCUGUGUUAUAGCGAUCUGUUUUGUCAUUAAAAAAAACAUCAUAUUAUUCGAAAUUUAUAUAACAAAACAAUUGCGAACCAUUCUGUUGGAUUCAUUAAAUAAUUGUGGUAACACAGUCUUUUCGUGAGAUUAUAAAAUGUUUUGUGUAAGAGGAAAGUAUAUCGCCACGGGUAGAUAGUUUGAAGACAAUAUAAAUUAUUUAAAGUGCAAUAAAUUGAUUGUGCUUUAGUUUAUGUAAGUACUAAAUAUGGCUUCUAUUAAAGUAACGCACUAUUGAAACAUUAAUUUUUAUUUUAUAAAAAUCUGUAUAUACGUUUAUCAUUAAUUAACUAAUUAAGUAAGGCAUAAUUUAGUGAAUAUUAAAAAUUCACAUGUUUCAAGUGAACACGCUGAGUCUGUUACUUCAGUAAUUUCACUCAUUAUGUUUAUUAAGCAAUUUAGACCGUUUAUUUUCUUUGUUCAGGCCGCGUUAGAAAUUAUUGUCUAUUUUAUAAUAUUUUUAAAACAAAACAAAGUUUUGUGUUUGUGCAAAAUAAAAAUAUAUCUGUUAUUUACUGAUAAAAGAACAACGAAUAUUAAUUUCUUUAAUUUUUCAUUCUUACGUUGAAGAUGAUUUGCGGAAUUUAAAAAUUAAGGUAACAUUUAUUGUCAGAAAUUACAGGCAUUUUUAUUUUGCUCUUUGUAAAUUUCUAAUCAGUUAUUAUUUCUUUAAUCAAUCCAUAGUAUGAAUUAGCGAUCAAUCAGUAUUUGCCUACAUUUAAGUUUUGUUGUAAUAGGUUGCUUUCUCAUUAACUGCUUUACCUUAGAAACAUUUACUGUUUUCUUGAAAUUGUAGAGUAUAGAAAUCCUAAUUAUGUUUUUUUCCUUUACCUCUUUCGAGUCUGCAAUAAGAUCUUUAAGAUUUCAAUAAGUUCUUGAUUUAUGGUUUAAAAAUCUGUAAGCAGAUUGUACCUAUCUUUUUAUUUCAUAGUUGAAGGCAAAAUAUUCUGACAAAGUAUCGAGUUAGAUCCUUCUAAAGUACAUCUAUUCGGGAUUCGUACUAAUUGUUAGCAGUGUAGCUUAAUAUGAGAAUGCAAUAACAACCGCUAACGUGCGGCGUAAGUAUAGACUUGCAUCGCUCUUUACGGAAUCAAAACAGUUUUACAAUAAUGAAUGCUCAGUGUGAUGCAAAUGUUUUAGAACUUUGAAUGUAUCAUUAGGAACUGAAUCAUCUCUAAGUGAGUAAUACCUAACUGAUAACAAUUUAUGGCAACGAUAUUUGACUGAAUUUAACUUGAUUCAGAUACGGUGUUUAGAUAAGAUGAUUGCCGACCAUACCAGAUAAACAGAUUAGGAAGUUGGUGUCCAUCAGCCCAAGGACUAUAUUCGUUCUGUUUUGUAUAUCAAUUUAUCCCUGUAUGGACGAGCAAAGUAUUUUACGGCCAUAAACUUUUUUAAUGUUCCAGUAUCGAAUGAAACAAUCUCUGAGCUUGAAUUUUGAACUGAUCCAAUUGCAAAUGUUCUUAUCUCAUCAGUGAUAUAUAUUUUAUAUUAUUUGCCAUGAGUAGCAAAAUAUGAUAAUGUCAAUUGCAUACUCAUCCUCACACUUGGGUGCUCGCUAGCAGCUGUCAUUGCAUUUUCAUCCUUAUGUCAGAUUACUUAGGUUACAGAUAGGUCGAAUCUCGAGUAGUGCGCAACCUUUUAGAAACAGAAAGACCUGACCUGAGAUGAUUCGUCACAAUAUUAUUGUUUGAACAUCACUAUUCUAGUUUCAUAAAAAAUAUAUAUGUAUUUCUCAUUUUCAUAUUGCAAUCUAUAAUGCAAUAUAAUACGUGAUAGAUGAAUUUGUUAUUAUUAAGAGACAUAAUAUUUCGAUAUUAUGACCAUUAUUAAGGUGCGACACUUAAAAGUCACAAUUCUAAAUUUAAUCCUGCUAAACACAAUGUUUGCAUUUAUUGUAGCAUUUUAAUGGAUAAAUGUGAAAUAAUAUUAUUAAUAUACUUAUUGUUUAUAUAUCACAUGUCUAAUAUAUUACUAACUGUGAUUCAAAGUCGUGUUGUUUAAUUGAAUACGCGUCUACGUGGGAAUGUUGUUUAGCUCAAAUAUUGUUUUAUAUGCGAACAUGUUUGCUAUAAUAAAUUGUGUCCCGUAAGCUAUUUAUCACUACUUGUUUAUUUAAUCAAAAGACUGUGAAAUAUAAAAUAUAAUUUAAUGCCAUUUCAUUAAUAUCGUUUGUUAAUUCCUAAGUUCUGUUGAGACGUUAAAAGAGUUUUUCCUCAAUAGCAGAAAAUAAUCAUGUGUAGUAGUAUUAGUUUCCGUUCUAAUAAAAGAGGUGUUACAAAGUUGUUAUUAAAAUAAUGAUGUAUCAGUAAACUUUACUCAAGAUGUAAAUAUGUUUAUAAUUUCCAAGAUUACACUUAUUUAUUUUAUUUCGAUUGAAUUUGUUUUGUUUUCUUUUGGUUUAUCUUAUUUGACGAAACCUUAAAGUAAUAUGCUAACAGCGAGGUAAGGCAAAUGACGCACGCACCGGGUCCUAAACCGAUACGAAACACGAAGGAUAAAAAGAAAUGUGUAUGGGGGGGUAGGAGAGGGGGGAAAUUAAAAUUUGUCAUUUGGAUAUCGUAUUUGGGCGUACUGGCGCUUGGCGCGUGUCUAAAGCGUACUGUUGCAUGGUCGCCCGCGGGGUCAACAGAAGAAGAUCAUGAUCCUAGUGUGCCUGCUCAUACUGAGUCUGGUGGUGGUGGGCUACGUGUCCAGUAUGUUCAUGUGAGCGGCAGCGCGUGCAUCGCCCGCACUAUGCUCAAAGGUAACUCGAUUUCUCGUAGGCGGCGGCGCCUAUACGCGCGCUCGGGAACGGUAAUUUCAGGUAUUCCGGCACGUGUCCUAACUAACGAUGGACGCCUUACUGAACUAAAUUGUUACGAGGACUGGUAAAAUGGUAUUCUUAAUCGUGUCCUAAUAAACAUUGUUACUCAAAUUUAAAUUAAUCUAUAUAGUUAAUGUAGUAGUAAAACGCACAGAAGAGGUACAUAAGUAUUUUUAACACCGAGUCUUCAGAACACUUCUCAACUUUUUUUAAAACAGCCCCUUUAAUC